Aspergillus sclerotioniger CBS 115572 is the source of this 921-nucleotide messenger RNA. Its product is annotated as kinase-like protein. Bases 1 to 921 code for a protein of 306 amino acids. The record is from RefSeq and is a predicted model, not a curated record. The transcript is spliced from 2 exons. Lineage: Eukaryota; Fungi; Ascomycota; Eurotiomycetes; Eurotiales; Aspergillaceae.
AUGACAAACAACCCCUGUACCGCAUGCAGCUGGAGUUCGGAGCGCCAACGGAACUGCAGCUACGAAAGCGACGUCAAACUGGUCCAUGCAAGCCGUAACCGAGGAAUCUGGGCCAUUGGUUCCAGCCUGAUCCUCAAGGAUCGGGGUCCCAUGCAUCGCACUUAUGAGGUCUUUAACGCCCAUCUCGUGCGAGAAAGCACCACCAUUCCUGUCCCCACGGUAAUCGGAUCCUGGAAGGAAAACCGCCGUACUUUCAUCCUAAUGAAACGCAUACCCGGCGAGUCACUCCGCGAAUUGUGGCCGAGACUCUCUUUGAAGGAGAAAGAAAGCAUAGCAAAGCAGACGGCGGACUAUAUCUCCCAGCUUCGCGGCCUCCAGAACCAGAAAAUACAAGGGGUAGGUGGGCGCCCAAUCUACUCCAGCCUUCUAUUCCCAUACAAGAGAGCCGACAACCCCUUCCCUCCACACGGCCCAUUCUCUUCUGAUGAUGAACUCUGGGCCGACAUGGGUCUUGGUAUAACGAAUAAUCAUCCGAAAAGUAUGAAUGAGGAUCUUAGAAGGGUGAUGCCGCCUGGCAGGCCUUAUACGUUCACGCACUGCAAUCUCGCCAUUGAAAAUAUCAUGGUGGAAGACGGGAAGGUGACGGGCAUUCUCGAUUGGGAGUGUUCGGGCUAUUACCCUGUUUGGUGGGAGUAUGUCUGUACAUCGGCUGCUACUAGCCAGGAGGAUCAGGAGUGGAAGGCGCUGCUGAGGAAGCAGAUGCGUGAUUAUACUCGUGCGCGGGAUUGGUGGUCAACUUAUUGUAUGACUGAAAAAGACGACGAAUCCGAGAGAUUGAUUAGAGACGAUACCCAGUCGGAACGCAUGGCCGAUUCAGAUAGCGAUGGAUCAAUCGAGGUAGAGAGGCGGUAUAGCUUCUAG